This is a messenger RNA of Penicillium soppii, 1581 nucleotides long. RefSeq lists its product as uncharacterized. Gene Ontology annotation, biological process: nucleotide catabolic process. Gene Ontology annotation, cellular component: cytosol. Gene Ontology annotation, molecular function: hydrolase activity. The transcript has a single exon. The record is from RefSeq and is a predicted model, not a curated record. Lineage: Eukaryota; Fungi; Ascomycota; Eurotiomycetes; Eurotiales; Aspergillaceae. The coding region runs from base 1 to 1581 and encodes 526 amino acids.
AUGCGGGAAAAGGCUGAAGCACAAGGACAAGAUUUGCUGGUCAUAGAUACCGGUGACCGAGUGGAAGGAAAUGGCCUAUAUGACUCGUCUAAGCCGAAAGGUGUUUAUCUUUCGGAUAUACUACGACACCAAGAAAUCGACUUGUUGACGUCGGGAAACCAUGAACUAUACACGCAAAAUGCCUCGGAGGCUGAGCUUCUCAUCACCGUUCCUAAUUUCCGGGGAAAUUAUCUCGCUUCGAACAUUGAUAUUAUUCACCCAGUUACCCAAGAGCUUGUGCCUCUAGCUCCUCGGUACAAGAAGUUUACUACCAAGAUACAGGGCAUUCGUAUAGUGGCAUUUGGCUUCCUGUUUGAUUUCACUGGGAAUUGGAACAACACUGUCGUCCAGAAAGUGUCUUCCACUAUCAAAGAGGACUGGUUCCAGGAAGCCAUCCGGGACAAAGAGGUUGAUCUGUUCCUUGUAAUCGGUCAUGUGCCUGUCCAUUCACCGGAAUACCGGGCGAUCUUCAAAGAGAUUCGAGGGAUUCGUUGGGAUACUCCCAUUCAAUUCUUCGGUGGUCAUCAACACGUGCGCGAUUAUGCGCGGUAUGAUUCCAAGGCCUACGGGCUGGCGAGUGGUCGAUUCAUGGAGACAGUCGGUUUCAUGUCCAUUGAUGGUCUAAACACUCCGAAGAGCAAUCACCUCUCCAGCGCGGUAGCCUCACCUGUCUUCAGGCGGAGAUAUAUUGACCAGAACUUGUAUUCUUAUUAUCAUCAUACUGGUCUGAAUGAAGAGACAUUCCCUACUGAAAAAGGUCAAAAUGUCUCUCGGCUGAUCGCCAAAGCACGGACCGACCUUCAGCUAGACCAGAUUCAUGGUUGUGCUCCACAAGACCUGUGGAUGUCUCGAGUCAAGUAUCCGAGCCCCAACAGUCUCUACACAUGGCUUGAGACCCAGGUGUUGACCGAUUCGCUGAAAGACGAAUCUCGCGCUGAUAUUCCUACGCUGGCCGUAGUGAAUACCGGCGCCAUGAGAUUUGAUAUUUUCCAGGGUCCUUUCACCCAAGACUCACUCUUUAUCUUGUCGCCAUUUACUAGUGGCUUCCGCUAUGUGAAAGACAUCCCUUAUGACAAAGCUCAACUUAUCGUUGAGGUUCUGAACAAACAGCCUCAGAUUUUGCAAAUGUCGCAAGAGGGUGAAUAUUCCUCGACAACACUGGCUCCUCCUGAGCAGCUUUUCUUCCCGGAAGAUGUGGUGGUAAAUAACUGGGGUCACUCGGAUCAAACACCCUUGUCCGGCAAGCUCGUGCCUGGAUACACCACCCAAGACGACGCGGGCACAGACGGCGAUGAUACUGUCCAUGCUCCCAUCUCUAGAUACCGUGUAUCAAACGUUAUCCGAACUUUGUUGCACAAUACAACCGAGACACCGGAGAAGGUUGAUUUCGUUUACAUUGACUUCAUUGAGAAGUAUGUGGUCAUGGCUGCUAAGUUUGCUGGUCUUGAUGUCGAUUUUGCAAAGGAGAGCGACGUGUACAUGCCGCAAAUGUCUUUGACGACAUUGGUUUUGGAUUGGGUAAAGAAGCACUGGAAGUGUUGA